This is a messenger RNA of Cryptomeria japonica (Japanese cedar), 4577 nucleotides long. RefSeq names its product small ribosomal subunit protein eS26. Bases 199 to 726 code for a protein of 175 amino acids. Gene Ontology annotation, cellular component: cytosolic small ribosomal subunit; ribosome. The transcript is spliced from 5 exons. Lineage: Eukaryota; Viridiplantae; Streptophyta; Pinopsida; Cupressales; Cupressaceae. Gene Ontology annotation, biological process: translation. The record is from RefSeq and is a predicted model, not a curated record. Gene Ontology annotation, molecular function: mRNA binding; structural constituent of ribosome.
CAAAAACAAAUUAAUAAGAAAAAUUGAAAAAAACCCCAAACAGGUUAAGAUCAAGCUCGAAACCCUAAUCGGCAAAACUGGGAAAUUGGAAACAUAGGUUUAGGGUUUACCUUUUAUAAUUUUUGAGUUCAUUUCGCUUCUUCGGUUAGAGUUGGAGGAGCUGAGCGGAGGAGGCGGAUACGAUUUUAUUUCAGAGAGAUGACGUUCAAGAGGAGGAACGGAGGGCGUAACAAGCACGGCCGCGGCCAUGUCAACUUCAUUCGCUGCUCCAACUGCGGCAAAUGUUGCCCCAAGGAUAAAGCCGUGAAGAGAUUUCUGGUUCGUAACAUAGUGGAACAAGCUGCAGUGCGUGAUGUGCAGGAAGCGUGCGUUUACGAUGGAUACACGCUUCCCAAGCUGUACGCGAAGAUGCAGCACUGUGUAUCUUGUGCGAUUCACUCGCAUGUGGUUCGAGUGAGAUCUCGCACCGAUCGUCGCAACCGUGAGCCUCCUCAGCGUUUCAGACGUCGGAAUCUUUGGCCAACCUGUGUACUGAACUGGGAACGUUGCUAUUCUGUGCUAAGAAUUUGUAGCUAUCAUAAAAUGGGUCUUGCUUCAUUUUCCUUAAGGAAGGCAUUUUUUGAAGAGAUAAGUAUACAUGUUUUUCACAAUAGAGAGCCGAAAUGCUUGGGUUUUAAAAGUUUGCUUUUAUUUAAAAUAAUAGGUACUUGUCUACUCACUUUCUAAUAGUUUACUUAUUUGUCAAAGGAUGUACAUCACUAUCCAUGUUUAGAAUCUAUAGCCAUCAUAAGAUUCUUUCUCCAAUUUCCUUCACGAGAGCAUUAGGGGAAGAUUAAUUCACAUGUUUAUUUGCAGUAGAGGACUGGGAAUAAGGAUAUUUACUUGCACAUCUAAAGUUGAAAUUUCUUUUAGGUUCUUCCAUUAACUAUGCAAAUUCAGUAGAUGAAUUAUGACUAGGGAUUCACCUUAUUGAUUGAAAGCUGAACCAAAUUGUAGCAGCAGAACGAAAAUAUAUGACCACAUUAGAGUGUCAUAAGCCUUUGUAAUGUCGAGCAUUACUAUAUGAUUAUUGCACGUCUCUCCAAUCUAUUCAUCAAGUGAACCAAUUCUUCUGCAAUAAUAAUCUGAUCUGUAAUUUGCUUUCCCACUAUAAACCCAUUAUGUUCUGGUGAGAUGAUUUAAUUAAAACAGGAACAAACCAGUUACCAUAAGUCUUGUUACAGUCUUAAAUAUCACAUUACAAAGUGAAACAUGCCUAUCAAUGUCAAAUCUGAUUCUUGCUUUUUGAUCGCUCCAUUUAUGGAUAAUAAGUAGCUCAUUUCCACCACAAACGCAAAUAAAUCAUGAUUGACAAUAUCCCAAAGAUGCUGAAGGAACCCAAAGCAGAAACCAUCGAGUCCAAGGGCCAUCUCUAUACUCAUUCCAGAUAUCAUAGCUUCUAAUUCUGACACCUGGACUGGUCUAAUUGAACUUUUAUGUAUAUAGGCUUUAACUUCGUCUAAUUCCAAAUAUAUAUCAACUCAGUAACUCUUCCACGAAACAUUGGUUAAAUGAUAGAGAGGUCUCUCCAGAAUAUUAACAAGACAUUCGCUUGUUUGGCUCUAAAGGCAUAGAAUUACUGUGUACAAUUGGCUAAGUUUUUGUUGCACUUAUUCUUGACCACAUUUAGAAUUUGUAGCUUUGUGGGAAGACAUAGUAAAUACUGUUGGUGUUUUUGUUGCAAAGCAUCUUUAGCAUCAAAGAUUUACCAAAAAGUUGCUUAUUCCAUUCUUUCAGCUUUUUGCCUUAUUCCAAAGGAAUAUAAUUUGUUUGAUAACUAAGAAUAUCUAAUCUUUGAAUUUGAAGUAUACCUCAAACUAAAAGUUGCUUAUUCCAUUAUUUCAGCUUUGCCUUAUUCCAAUGGAAUACAUAAUUUGUUUGAUAUCUAAGAAUAUCUUAUAUUUAAAUCGAAGUAUACUUUUAAGCUACCUUGGUUGAUCAACCAACUCUGAGAUGUGAUCAGGCCUAAGCAUAAAAUGAAUACUAGAUGAAUAAGGAUAUAUGGUUUUAAAAGGUUCUUUGGAACCAGAAACUUGUCAAGUUGCUUAGGUAUAUAAGCAUUCCCUUUACAUGUGUUUGAAAACAUUUAAAGACUCCUUGCCAGAUAUAUUAAUGCAUGCAACUUGACAUCUCAGAUGGUAAGUGCACAUGUUUAUUCAAAGUGGACAGGUUUUAAGUUCUUAUGCUAACUUAGAAAACUAAACCUAACUAAUUGUAACACAUGGCUGGUUUACACUGACAUGAUUAGCAGGGCAAUUUUUCAGUUAAAAACAAAAAGGGAUGCUACCUAAGGUGGGAACAAUUCCAAAAAUUUAUUUCACUUUGGAGGGAAUAGAGUAUAAGCUUUGGCUGCCAAAGGAAAGAGCUCUGGCUACAAGCUUAUCAGAGCCUUACCAGGAUCUGCAACCCUUUAAGCAUGACUUCAAUUACACUGGAAACCAACUGGAGCAGUUGAGAUCAUAAUGGAGGCGAAAGGUCAUUUCUCGGUGACAAAGAGUUCAGACAGAAAUAUUGGUUACUUAACAAAUCUACUCUCUUAGUGAAGAAUUGGGCAUUAGCAUUCACCCCAACUGAAGUACUCAGCACAGCUCCAGUUCAGAUUUGGCUUUCAUGAGUAUCGAGUGAAUAUUUGGCUAGAGGCAACACGGAAGAAAAUAGCAGUGGAAAGUGGAGAAUAUAUUACUAUAUACUAUUCCCAGAUUUGUGUGAAUAUAUUUUUGAAGAUGCCUCUCUCUAAUAGACGAAUAUUGGAUACUGGAGGGAGAAAAUGACAGCUGCAAUCAGACACCUUUUUUUACUUAAAAUAUAAUUUCAAUGAGAGAGCCAAGAACCAUCAGAUGCAAAGUUACAAUCUAAGUGAAGGUCAUGGAGAUAUCAGAGGGGAAUACAUUACUGCCAAAAUCUAUGUAGAACACUAAACCCAACAAAUGGAAACAGAAAACAAAUUCAGUUGAGCAUACAUUAGGAAAGGGAAAGAUUUCUCAAAUCAAGUGAACCAGCUCCAACUCGCGAAUCUUUUCACAGCCAUGAACAAGAUGGAAGAACCAGAACGGAACAACCAGACAAACAAAUAAAUAAGUGCAGCUCAAAAGACACGGAUCAUUCAAAUGAAUGCCUUAAGAUUACAAGGAACCCACGAAAAAAGAGACGCAUUUCAAGGCAGAAGAAAACCAGCAGAAGCCAUGGAACCAAAAGAUUUAUCCCUAGAUCUAAAAUUAAGAACCUUUGAAGCUGGGAGAACAAACGACCAGUGUGAAAAAAAUAGAACUAUGAAACCAUUUUAACAUGUCUUUCCACAAGAAGGUAUUGUUGACAUAAGAGCAGUGCACAUCUUGACUCCAUAGUCAAAUAAGGAUGAUGAAAUAGAGAUCUCAGAUCCAGUUUCUGCCCAAUAAUACUAUAAUGGAAUGCAAGUGGAACAGAUGUUCCUAACAAAAAAUGACUAACAUGAAAACCAGGGACAUUCAUGCAGAUCUGGUACUCUUAUAGGAAACAAACAGUACCAGAUCUGAUAUUCAAACAGGAAAAUAAGCAGAUAGCAGAGGGGCACCAAAUGAAUGCGUUUCUGCAUUGACACAAUUUAACAUUCAAUGUACCUACCUCCAUAAGCUCCGACAAAUGGAAGUUGCCUCAGAUUUAUACUGAUUAAAAAAAUCCAUAGAUGUUUGCAGUGAAUUUGUAUAUGCCCCCAAGUAGAACAUGAGAAUAAACACCUGCAAUAACUAAAAAAUGGCCUCUCACAAAUUCCUAAUAUGGGCCCAUCUUUAUAAUACAAUGCAAUCAAAACCAAAAUGAAAAAAGGAAGAAUAAGCUCCGAUAAGAGAACAGUUGAUGUGUUGACAUAGAUUAUUGAUAUGAUUGAUCUAAACUACUUUGAAGGCCAUCGUACAUGGACAAAUAAAAGAAAAGUGAGUACCUAAAGAGUGGUGAAUUUAGAUAGCAUCCUCCAAUCCCUCAAUAGAUAGCCUACAAAACUAUGGUUGAAUUGCAAGUUUGGGAUACAACACUUUCAAGUAAUCACCAUUACAGAUUUGUGUUUAAAAUUUAAAUACAUGUUCGUUUCCUUUUUGAUUUUUACUUGGUAUAUUUAUUUAAUAUUUGCAAAAUCAUAAAAACUUUGUCCAAUUUAUUUUUCAGUCUUUGUUUGGGUAAAUUGGAAUCAUAACCCCCUAUAAAAGUUGGUUUCAGUUUAUGGAGAAUUCAAUUCCUGUAAGGUGGUUUUACUUUUAAGUCAAGGUAUUUGGAUUCCUUUUGCUCCCUUUUAUACAAGGUUGCUUGUUUUAGUUGUGCAUCUUAGGGGUGUAGGAUACUGUAACUCUUUAGAAACCUUUUAAUUACAUGCAUUGGUAGUAUAAAAUCCUUAGUUUUAUGUUCUACACUUUAUGUUCAUUACGAGAUUUUGGCAUCAAAUUCAAUUAACUUUUCCGGAGGGAAGAUUUGUAGAGGGUUUUGAAAUUUACAAUAAGCUUAAUUCAUAUUAUUUCCUUUUCAGGAAAUGGGCUUAAUGACAGCAAUGCAUUUGAAUAUUUUUUUUAUGC